GUGCAAAUAUCUACCAUAUCGUGUUCCUGAGAAACAUUAUUGAGAGGCGUGUCUGUGUAGUAUGCAUAAAUGUUCCAAAGAACGCAGCAUCCCGGCUACAAAAUGCAACAAUAAAAUUAUGAGGGUCCUGGAGAAAACGACAAGAAGCAAACAUCAUGGCAUCUCUUCUCCUCAACCGUACUUCUGGCUUUCUCGCUACAGCCUGUAGCUCCUCUAUGCGGUUUGGAAAUGCUGCGAGGUCGGGCCUUGUGCUCCCUACAUCGAUUUCAUCGAACAUGACAGCUCUACUAUGUUCAGUAGACGGGACAAGCAACGCCACAGGCGCUGGCAUUAAAUCUUCCUCUAGUGGAAGCCUUGGAACGAGUCCUCUGUUCGACGGCCACCUGAGUCCUUUCUGUCGUCAGCAAGUGCGAUUUGGCAACACUCGGAUGUGCACGAAGACGCAACUCCAGCAAGUCUAUUGUAGUUUGCCACUACGACGACGAUGGCGAAAGGCGUUGCAGAAAGGCACAAUGAAGUGGGAUGAAAAGGUUGGGCAGCUGCUAAUGCCAACUCUGGUGAUAGAAGGGCAUGAAAAGGGGAAGAAACCGUACAAGGGCAGACUGGAAAACUGCCGCUCACAGCGAAUUAUGUUUCAAUACUAGAUGUAAUUCGGAGUCGCAGAAGAUGCCUCUGAUGAUAUCUCAUCCGUCACUGUGCGGAUGCGGCAAGGACUAUCACUACAAAAUCGUAACGAUGUGACUUCUACAUGCAGCUUGAAAUUUUGUCCGUAAAAGAGAAUCGACAGUUUGUGCCCGCAAUUUUUGCUCGACACUGCUGCUUCGAGUAU
Messenger RNA from Amoebophrya sp. A25, 829 nucleotides. NCBI's taxonomy places the organism in Eukaryota, Dinophyceae, Syndiniales, Amoebophryaceae. The record is from the annotation of a GenBank genome assembly.